Molecule: messenger RNA, 2401 nt
Organism: Owenia fusiformis
Lineage: Eukaryota; Metazoa; Annelida; Polychaeta; Sabellida; Oweniidae
Source: the annotation of a GenBank genome assembly
GAAAGGCGGAUUAUUCAAACGUCCGCCAUAUUUGUGUUUUGAUGAAAAUAUUUCCAAAGAGUGGUGUUUUCUGUCCAAAGACGGAAGAAUUCCACCAAAGAAGUAGUUUAGGGCUGAACUGUAUAUUCCAGUCAACGUGCUGGACAAGAUGGGUCGGAGAAGAAGGGGUGGAAAACUGCAAAAUGCCUCGAAAGAUGACGAAUCCUCGUCAUCAUCUGGGGAGGAUAUGGAACGCAAAGCUAUGAAUAUUAUAGAGAAACUCUCUAAGAAAUAUCUUAAGUCUAGCUUGAACGAGAGCAAGAAGAAUGAAGAAGGCAAGGUUGUUGAGGCAGCCUAUGAUGGAGAUUCUGAACAUAGUAGUAGCCCAGCUACCACUGUGACAUCAUCAGAUGUUAACCUACUCAGCCCAGUCUAUGACUUUGAUGCAUCAGACAAUGAUGAAAUGUCUCUGAAAUUAGAGCUCUCCCCAUGUAAACCACCAUCAAAGAAAACCAAGUUCAACAAACAUGACAAACUCUCUCCAAACAUGUGUUCAGAGUCGGAUAGACCGAUGAAAAAAUCUACUCGGAAAAUCUCUCCAAAAUCUGACAGUGAGAAUGAAGGUGUGAAAAAACGUAUGAAAAAAUCAAAAGUUGUAGGUGUGAAACCCAAGCUCAGUAAAACUCAAAAGAUGUUACAAAGUAUAACCACAAACACUUCUCAAGAGGAGAAAACCAUGAAGCCCAAUAAGAAAACCCAGAACAAGGGGAAAGUGAAGGCAAGUAAGCCCGUGGCAGCUCCAAAACAUGUACCAGAAAUAUGUGCUCCUCCAAAGAGGAAGCUCAAUGAGGAUUUAAACACUAAGCCCACAAAUGAACAUCAAAGUAUGGAAAUCAGUGUUCAAAGCUCAGCUAGUGACAGUGGAUUAUUUCUCUCACCACCCCCUAGAAAACUCUCAAAACUCACAGCGACACCAGGUUUGAAAGGAGAGAAACUACAAUUGGGUACUCUUCAGACCUCAACACCUAGUGUAGCUCCUAGGAAAACUUCAGAUGAUUCUUGCUUUGGAUUUGAUAGCAUCGAGACCCCUAUUGCAAUGCCAUCCCCUGUCAGGAAUUACUCAACUCCACUCUCUGAUUAUGGCUCUAUGGGGUCUUCAAAGGGGUCUCAAUUAAUGUCAUCUGUAGGAGCUUCCCCAAAUCUUAAGUCCCGUCCACAGUCCUCUCAGGGUUCAAUCGAUCCAGCUGGUUACAGUGAGUCAUUGGAGAAUUGUGGACUAACAGGAAAAGAAUUGAUUAAAUCUCCAGUGCAUCAAGCUAAGCGACUCAGUAAGAAGAAGGUGAAAGAAGCUCGAGAGAAACGUGAAGUUUGGGAAGACAAGAUGGCUGCCGAAUUUGAGGACAUUGAAAACUUUACACUAAGUAUCGAGGGAAUUUGAGGUGCUAAUUGCUGGAACUCUUCAAUCUUUUGUACUGUUACCAUGGAGUUUUAGGUUUUAGUAUGAGUGGUUUGAUAACGUAUAACAAAGUGACAAUUUGAGUUUUUUGUUUAUAUCAAAUACUCAACUGCAGAAUUGUAAAGAGGAUCGAGGACUAAAUAAGUAAUAAUUACAAAUUUGACGAAGGCCAUUGGACUUUAAUUCUUUGUCUGACAUCACGCCAUUGGGGAAAACUCAGAAGAAAUCCAUCAUUUAAAUCGAUGCAGAAAAUCCAGAGGUCUCAUUUUUCUUUUAAAUCAUAAUUGAUUUGUUUUGAAGAUCAUGAAAACAAGAAAUCAGUUUCAACAACAUCUGCAUUUAAUUUUAUUUUUAGUUGUUUUUAUCAAGAAAGAUUGGCUUUGCUCUCAUGAUGUCCUAUGGCUAUUACCCUGAGUUUGACAUACUAGUAUUACUUUACUGUAUCUGCUAGCCACACUCUGACUAUUAAUGAUGAAGAUGAUUUUACAGUUUUGAUGUUGUUAUUAUCUUUAUGAUCUCAUAUGUACAGGGUGAGCCCAAAAAGUAACCCAAACAAAUGUAUGUUAAUAACUUAGUCAUUCAGCAUGGGUUUAAAAUCAUAUUUUGCAUAGAUGAAUCUUGUUCAAUGUUUUUUCCUACUACUAAAUCAUAGGUAGAUCUCCAAUGGUCACGAUUUUAUUACCAUUUACAAAACAUGCUCCGAAUGCAGAAAUGUGCCACAAUCACGUGAAAUAAAUUCAACCAAAUUUUUAUCUGUGGGGCUAAUGUCCACACUAACAACCCGUGAAACAUUGAAACGAGAUAAGAAUGAAGAUGAGAGCCAUAACGCAAGAUGUCUGUGCUGGUGUGGUGAACAACUACAUCCAAUACGUUAACGUUAGCUUCCAGACAUGAUGCUAGUAUUUUAUAGUAUAUUUUUUUUAAAUGGCCAUGAAAUCGUGACCAUUGGAAAUAGACCAAAUAAAC